CGCAGCGAACAUCUGCUCAAGGUCAAGUUUGACGCGGAAGUGGCCUCCUUCUAGAAACCCUAUCUUCGGCCUUCUUCAAUGGUCUCACAAUAUAGUCCCGAAGGCAUACACGAUGUCUGAACGCCCUGCAUACGACCACGACGACUGAUGCAUUCCACCUGUUUGCUCAAGUUCAUUCACGAAAGAGUGCAUCCAGCCGACUCCAGAAAUGGGUCGGCAGCCUCAUAUUGCGCGUCUAGCUUUGGGAAGGUCUCCUUUCGGUCCUCCGCUGGAAGAUGAGAAUGGAGAGUUCAUCCUGGGACCAAAUGUGCAACGUCGGACAGACCAAAACUAUAUCCAACAAUUCGACGAUCGAGGUCAUCCAAGAAAUCUUGAUUCUGAGACAUCGAGAAGGCGACUGCUUCGAGCCCAAAAUGAAGCUCUGUCCACAGUUGGUGUCGUUGUUCGCAAAGCGCAAAUGCAACGGACACGAUGGCAAUCCAUGAACGACAUGCAGAGAUACCGACUUCUCCUGGACGAACAUGCUACUGGUGCUUACUGCGAGAUCGUCGAGACUGUUGCCCAAAACGUAGCUACUCACUGGAUAGUCAACUUCCGCCGGCGGCUUUUUACCUUCAAGUCUUACUUGGGACUGCCAGUUCCUCAGAUGCUAUUCUCUGAAUGGAACAUCGUGGGCCCGAGUGCUUUCCUGUUUGCCGGCUUCCUUCCUGGCACAAUCGCGAGAAUCAGCCAAUUGCUCAGAGUCGCGAUACUAGAAGAUGAGAGAAUUUCAAAAUCAACGCGUCCGGCUAGGGUUUUUGGCCUAACGAAUCUUGGCAGAAUACUUCGCUGGUCAAGCCUGCAAGUGCUAUGGUUUGCCUUCGAAUACCCAUUCCGUGUCUAUUCCGUCUUACAGUCGCUAUACCUCAUCCCGCUUCAUCCAGCGCCGUCCUUGUCUGCCUUCAUACCCUUCAGCAGCCAGUCUCCCAUUCAGAUGUCGUCAGGUGUAUCAGACUGGUCUUGGAGAGGCUUGUUCCCAUUACUAGUGAAUACAAUUUCCAGUCCCUUUGCCUUGGCUCUCAUCAGAGACCUGGUUGGCAACUAUCUCUUUAAAAAGGUCUACGUCAUGGUCCGCCAGAUAGCGGCCAAGCCUGAUCGGCCGGAUCGCAUAUCACUACAAAGUGCCAGAAAUCUGAACCUUGAAACCGCAUCUCUCGAACUGGAAGAGGCUAUUUUUGGUGAAUCGGGCGAGAUGGGCACCCGGUCCAUGAGAGAAACUAUUCAGGCAAUUAUUCCAGCCUCGUUAUGGUUUUGGGUCCGGAUCAUUCAAACACAAAGAGUUCCACUGGCAGUCGAGUUAAGCCCGAAUAUCGAAAGAGAGUUGCUAGGACGGAGCGCCAUGCACUAUCGAGCAUUAUAUCGACAAAAUCGUGAGCUUGACCUCAGGCGAGCCCCGAGAACCCUUCGAGUCAUGGCUAUCCGUUCUGCUUUUCACGACUUCGAUCUGGAUCCGGAUCACUCAAUGAUUGACAUAUUUGAACUCGCGGACGAUGUCAGCUUUUUAGCGUCCAGUACGGCGUCUACCUCGACACCAGACCCACACGACCUUCCACUCUUUACAGAAGCUGUAACAGGCCCCGGCACCGCGAGCGAGUCUCGAGCCGAUGCCGAACCCGAAAGUCGGCAAAGAGAGCGCCAAUCCGGGGAUGGACACAUUGAAGAAAAUACAAAUGAUCAAGAUCUCCUUGUCUGGGGCGACUCGCACGAAGAAACCGGCGACACUGUCGGUCCUCUCCCAUUUUCAGGCAGUCCAGUCGUGGAUGGAGAAAGCUUUCAGCCUGCCGUCCCGCUAGAGACACUUCUUGAGCCUGGUCAGCCCAACAACGCAGAAUCAGGAGAGUUGCAAACAACUAGUCCUGUUCCAGCCCCACCGGAUCCGGGGUCUCCUAUCGUUCCAAUUCCAUCCACGGGCUCUCCUCUCCAGCGAACCCCAUCCCCCAUCUCCCCUGUUCCGGGCAUAUCUCGUGCGACGAGUCUACCGCACACAACACCAAGGCCUGUGCGGCGUCCGACAGUCAUAGAACAAGAUGCGCCGACCAUGGGGGACGAGAUGCUACAGCGUCGUCAACCGCAAUCAAGAGAUCCGCGUAAUGCAGACGAGAGUCUCUAUCGUGUGACUGUCCUUUCAAACCAUCCAGCUGAAGCAUUUGCACAUUAUACGACCUCAAUCAUCCAGUCGAUUAUCCUGCUCCCGCUUGAUAUCAUGUUCUUCAGGUCACUAGCUCGAGGCUUCCUCUCCCGCCAUUCUCCAGAUCAACAAAUGGCCAGGCCCUCCUCAUUGCUUAGCGAUGUGUGGCCUGUCACUUCAGGACUGGGAGUGCGAGACCUUUCUAUGACGCAAAGACUGCAAUUCUGGGGCAAUUUCUUCCUCACGAUCGGCAUGCAAGGCUUGGUAAAUUUUGUGAUAUGGGGAGUCGGUACGCGGGUAACAAUGGGACUGGGAGAAGGAUUCGGUUGGGGGAAUAUAUGAGGCCUCUCGGAACUGACUUGGUGGGAAGGUGAAAAGUGUUUUGAGCAAAGCAGUCCAAAAGAUACCCGGCCACUUGGUCACACAAAAGUCAAUUUCGCUUCUUCGAAGUGCUGAAAAGAACCGAUUCCCAAAGAUCAUGAUCCGUUCUAUGUGUAUUGCUG
Molecule: messenger RNA, 2670 nt
Organism: Cladophialophora immunda
Lineage: Eukaryota; Fungi; Ascomycota; Eurotiomycetes; Chaetothyriales; Herpotrichiellaceae
Exons: 4
Coding region: 209-2509 (766 amino acids)
Source: RefSeq, a predicted model, not a curated record